Molecule: messenger RNA, 1503 nt
Organism: Trichoderma citrinoviride
Lineage: Eukaryota; Fungi; Ascomycota; Sordariomycetes; Hypocreales; Hypocreaceae
Exons: 1
Coding region: 1-1503 (500 amino acids)
Source: RefSeq, a predicted model, not a curated record
AUGUCCGGACGAAUAAGUCGUCUAAUUCUCUUCCUCUUGAUCCUGGCGUCAGUGGCCACUUCUCAAAGCAACAUACCAUUAAAAUGGACUGAAUGCAAUCCUCCAAAUCCAUACCCCAACGUCCAAUGCGCCAAGCACCCCGUCAAAUACGACUGGGUUGCGGGACUGAGCCAGUACACGGCCAUGAGCGCGAUGCGCGUCAAGUCACGCGCCGAAAAGCCAAAGGGCACAAUCUUCCUCCCCUCGGGUCCGAAACGCUCCGGAAUAAGGCUUCUCAAGCAGUAUCUUGGGGACAACUCGUCGGCCGCGAUGGAACUGCUCGACGAGUAUCACAUCAUGGGCUUGGACGUCCGCGGCAUAUCGGAGCAUUCACCCGUUAAAUGCAACGCAACUCGAUGGAACAGACGCGUGCCCAGCAUGGUUAAGAACAUGGCACAGUUCAACAGAAUGCAGCAGCACUGGAGACACAUUGGAGAGGAGUGCAGGGAGAUGACGGGCGAGCUGCUUUUCGACCACAUGGACACAUUCACGAUUGGCCAGGACUUGGAAAACGUCCGGUACAACAAUUGGGAGCUUCCAUCCAAGAAUCGCAAGUUGCACAUGAUCGGCCUUUCGUGGGGCGCGCAAAUCGGCCUCGCCUACGUCGAGAAAAUCUCUGCGUACAUGGGCAACGUUGUGCUGGACGGCACCCCUGACCACACGCAGGGCCCAAUCAGCACCAUCAUGGCCGAAUCCGCAGCCUUUGAGACGACGCUGAAGCACUUUUUUGCAUGGUGCAAGGCUGAAUCCUCCUGUGCAUUGCAUCAUCAGCCAGAUCUCGAGCACUUCUUCACACAGCUUACCGCCACAGCGGAGGUCAAGCCCAUUCGCGCGCCCAAAUGCAAGCAAGCUAUCGGCGAGAGUUCAUGCCGACCAGACGUCAGUCUGGAGGAGAUGUUGUUGAGCGUGCAGAGAUACUUGGCCCCAGGGCCACCCCGAUGGCCGUUGUUGGCAGAGGGCCUGUUGGAGGCAUCGAGAGGCGACGCAUCCGCCUUUUCUGCCCCUUGGUUCACGGGUGAGACAGACCCCACUGCUACCUGGGCGUCGCUCAUCACUGGUUGUCAAGAUUGGAUUCCCGCCCGCGAUUAUUAUGAGCUCCUAGGCACCCAGCGAACAAUGCGGAUCCUCUCUCCUCUGACACGAGGAUACACGCAGAGCUUCCUUUACUACUCCAGAUGCAUUUCCUGGCCUCGGAGCGCGAAAAAGAUUCAGAAUGGACAGCGCCCAUUGCUGCAAGAAGGAAAUUCCAUAAAAUCCCUUCUACUCGUCAGCUCGGUCUUGGAUCCCAUAACCAGCACCCAGGGAGCUAUAUCGCUGCGUUCUCAGAUUCCCAAAGGCGUUCUGGUGUUCACAAACAAGACGGGGCAUAGGAGUUAUGGUGCGCCCGGAGAUCUUACCUACAUAGUGAACAGCGUUCUGAGGACAGGGAAUUUCCCACAAGACGGAUCUGUAUAUCAGACAUGA